AUGAGAGAAGAAAAACAAACCACAACCACGAAUACCGACGAGAGCAGUACAGCUGCCGUUGCCAACGACAUCGAGUUUCAAGUCGCACCACAUCUUCUGCCAUCUGGACGUAACCCCAUAAUCGCCAUGGCAGCUUUACUCAGUUUCUUCGAAAGACGACUGGGGGAGGAACUACCUCUCAUACGCCCGCGUCUCAAUAAAGCCACAGCAGAAAAGUGCGAAGAUCGUCGUUACGCCCUUGAUCUGGUGCUCAAAGAGGGCGAUAUAUCCAUCAAUGGCAUCUCGACCCUGCAAUUCGCACAGUCGGUGCUCGACUACACCAACAGCGACCUGGACAUUUCUGGCUGGCUUUUGAACGACUUGAAAGUCACCACUCCCUUGGAGCUCGCAGAUGUGUUGUAUCCACGUUCAAAGUUUGUCCAGAGAGAUGGAGCAAGUCGUAUAAUAGAGCGCUCAGGGCUGCAGACACUUCAAGAGAUCUGCUCGAGAUUCUUUGACGAUCAUCCCACCUUGGCUGUUCAAGUCGUGCUACGCUCCGGGCAGUUUUCUUCCUUGUCCGAGACUGUGCAGAAAGUGGCCGAGUCAAUGAUUUCAUGCCUCGAGCGAGGAAAUAUGGGCAACGAUGAUGCACAGCUCAUGGAAGAGACCAGAUUUGCUCUCAUGAAAGGGGAGGCAGGGAUCCAGCCAUCAGAGACAGACCUCUAUGCGGCUUUGGCGUUCACCAAAUCGAUGAUUCUCCUAAGCCGAGUCGUGGAUGACCCAGAAGACCUGCCCUUCCUACACGAAGCGGGCAUUGCGUCGGUCCGGCAGAUUACGCAGCAGCUCAAGGGCAAAUUUGCGGAGCAGAUGGUGGCAAAGGGAAUGGAAAUGGGUAACGCGCUCAAGGUUCACGACUCUGCUGAGCGUGUGGACUGCUGGAACGAGCAGCUUUGGCUUUCAAUCAUGCAGUCAAGCAGAGAUGAUUGCUUGCCAAUUUCUACAGAGAGACCAAGCGCUCUCUCCGGUGGACAGCCAACAGGUCGAUCGUUGAGCAACCUGACGGAUAUCUUCAAACUGGAGGAGACCGACUGCGAAGAGUGUUGCUCUGUGACGGGCCUGUCGGCUUACCUGAGCGAUCUCCUCCUCCUGCUCCGCAACACGACCUUCAUCAACCGAACCCCCAAAUUACUUUCCGACGAAACACCCGCGGACAACUUACUUGACGUCCUUUUCGAGCGCAGACCGGAUAUUCGAAAGCUCGAGCUGACUUGCGCCAACUCACAAACUCUGCUGCCGUACAUCUCCUUGGUCAACGAGGUGCUGGAGUCCUACAUCCGGUCCGUCGCCCCGAAACCCAUUGCGCCGUCCGACAGGUUUGAAGACUCCAUUCGUGCAUAUCAAACUCCGACUGGCUUCGAAGAGGGUCAAGGACCUACCGGUGCUGGUCCUGCGACGCAAUAUCGCCCGGCCAACACCGAUUACCCCGUCUACCAGAAGCUAGUCUCCAAGGCCACAUACCCAUUCACGUGCUUCCCCUACGAUCUGGCAAGCAACAUUGAGGGCGCCGUCUUCGGGACCUACCAGCUCGAUUUCGUCCAUUUUCUGCGCAUCUUCCAGUCCCCUCAGCGCCUCCUUGACCUUGUUCCUCGCAGUCGGCGAGGCCCCCGUGGCGAUCGACUCGAUCGAGCUCUCCUCAGCGGUGCUAAAGCGACGCUCAAGCGUCGCCUCGCAGCAGAAACACUGGGACUCCAGCAAGCCGAGUACAGCACCAUAACCUCAGAAACGUUCUUCCCAGCCACGUUUGCUGAUCUUGCGAACGGUCUGUCCCAAGUACCUCUGAGCAUUGAUAAGGAAUGCCCCAAUGAUGUCGCUUCUCUCUGGGGCUUUGACGACGAGGCGACCAUGCUGGACCCUUUCAAGGGUCUCUCACUCAUCAAGAACCAGCUCAUGUUCAGAUCAGGUCUUGAAUUCGACGAGAUUCUUGAACUCGUCAAGACCCGUUGUUUCAGCCAACAUCUCAUCAUCACCAACGCAUCGGGGUCAUCGCAGUUCGGCCCACUGGUUGAGGGUCUCUUGCUUCUGUCAAAUGCAGCUGCUCCUCCCUACCAGCCUCUCACUGCUAAGCUUUCCUUUUCCCUACAGGCAUUCCUGCGGCUUCGGAAUAAACUAUCCUGGUCAAUUGUCGAUACGGAUGCUGCAAUCGUCGGGUUCCGUGACCUUGAGCUAUCGAUGGUGGUCAACACCCGUAGGACUGAAAAGUCCGUCCUUCCACAGCCCAUCGCCCCGGCCGUUGUCAAGAAGUCUGAGGAUGCUUCUAAGGACUCCGAUGAGAAGAGUAAACUCCAAAAAGAACCACCUCCAUUGUUUGAUCCCAACGAGGCACCUGUCUUCAAUUCGGCAGAAAUCGUCAGCAUCACUCCAUUUGUGGUGAGCGGCAUCGCGGCCCUUUCAAGACUGAGCAAGCUUUCCGGUAUCUCGACCACGGAGCUUCUCCCAAUCUGGACGCCGAUCAACACCUUUGGGGAUAAGUCCUUGUUUCAUCGCAAAUUCAUGACGAAACGCCUUCAGCAGAUUGACGACAUAUACUCCCCGUUCAUUGACACCCAAACGACACCACCAUCGGCAAAGUACUUGACUACCAAGGGUGUUCAAGAAGCUGUCGGAAACCACGCGAUCGGUAUUUGUGCGGCCUUGCAAUGGCCCAUGGAGCAUUUCGAUAAGCUCGUAGCUGCAUCUAGCUGUCGAGACCAGAACCUCGAUAUUGGCGUAUUCACUGCACUGUAUCGACACGCCAUCAUCUGUCGUAUCCUCUCUGUACCGCCCAACAGUUGUGAGGCAUUCUUCAAAGUCUUCUAUGCUCAUAGCAGCCCGGCUGUUCUGGCAGAUCCAAUGUACACUGUCGAUGUCAUUGAAGAUUGGAAAUUGCUUCUCAACUCUGGCUGGACUGUCGAGUCGUUGGUGAGCAUACUCGGCCAGAAAGGUCAGACGAAUACAGUUACCGAGACAAGGGAAACAAAAGAGGCCUGGUUCGCGGGACUUCGUCUGGCGCUCGACAUUUCGACGGGGGCUCAGAAAAUUGAACAAUCGAUUCCUUACACCCUGCCUGGCGCUGUCCUGAGCGCCUCGGAUGUGGUGGACUGUGCAUCCCGUGUUUUUGAUGCGUCCACGGCAAAGUCUGUGGUAGAUUUAGUCGAGAGUUCCGUGGCAGUACCCGACGCCAUCUGUCAAAAGUUCCCAUUGGCACAGAAGGUCUCUGAUGCCAUUGCGCUCCUAGAUCAAACGACACCUUCCAGCUCAACUAUAGAGACCGUAACACCAGCCUCGGGCGGGAGCAACGAGGGCAUGUCAACAGUUGAUGACGAUGCGAUUGCUGAUGCCAAAGCAACCGAGGACGCCAGACUGGCAGAGCAAGCCAGUCUCAACGCAACAAUACAGCUUCACCGCAGAAGAGCAGAAUUCAUCAAAGUAGCCUCCCCAGCCAUCACUGAAGCGCUGCAGAAGACCUUCCUCGUCGAUACGGUCAAGGUAUUGCUGCCAGACACGGAUCCGGUCAUCAUCCUUCCUCUUCUGGCGGAUAUUGUCAAGGUGCAAACAAUAGACGGCAAAUCUGAACAGGCGGCCAUUUCUGCCUUGCAGGAUCUCAAACACGCUCGCAACGACGUAUCGACAGCCGACAGGUUGGAUGCCUACUUUGCAGCACCCACGAGCGACAAUUUCACAUUGAAAUACACCGGUCCUAUUGACAAGGGUCAAGCACCGCCAACAUUGUCCGUGGAUGGCAUAGAUGUCCCUUAUGACCCCGAUGCCAAAUCAUUCACGCCAUUCCGCUUGACUGGUGGCAAAUACUACCGUCUCAAGGCAAGCUUCGGGGCAAAGGCAGUCACAUGGUCAACCCCCAAGUCCAGCUCGACAGCAUUCUCCGAUGAUGUCCUCAAGUCAGUCAGCAUCGCACGCCGCGCAGCGACAAUCAUCGAUGCCAUCAAGCGUAUCGCAAGUCUGUGCACGAUUGAACAGCUGAAGCCCGAGGAACUGCAGUACAUGAUCCUCAACCGCCACAAGGCCGGCCAGACACUAGUUGUCAAUUUCGAUGAUGUCAGAUUGGCUGACUUGACACGCCUGGUGAAAUUCCGCCAACUCCGUCAAUCAGUCACGGGCAACAUCGGCAGCCUCGCUUCAUUAGUGGGCUGGCUGGGCUCGGUCAUGUCUCCUACGCUGGAUGACAUCGCUACCAGGUUCGCGGAUGCCACUGGCUGGAAAAAGGCCUCCACUCUCGAAGCUUUGGAAGCCCAGUGCUCUGGCUUGCCAGCCGCAGACGUGCUGUCGAGCUUGAAAAGCUUUGAGGGGUUCUUGGGCUUUGCCGACAUCAUGUUAUUCAAUGACGAGUUGCAGAACGCGAGCUCUGGGGGAGUACUACCAAAGAUGUCUGUUUUGUUCGAUCUAGCUAAGCCCAAGACCACCCUGUCCUCUAGCAAGAGCGACUACGACAGAGCCAUUGCACUUCAGGACGGCCUUACCCCCUCUCAAAAGACGGACAUUGAUGUCGUCUUGACCCAAACACGUCGAAAAGUCCUGGUUGAGUACCUCUUACAGCAAGAGAAGGUUCGCGAUGAGCUCAAAAUCGUCAACGCCGAUGGCCUGUUCGAACUCUUCCUCAUCGACGUGCAGAUGGGACCCCAGCUACGCACGUCGCGGAUCAAACAAGCCAUCUCAGUGGUCCAGCUCUUUGUGCAGCGGUGUUUCCUAGGCAUCGAAGCCGACAUCGCCAAAGACAUGCUUCCACGCGAGAAGUGGACUUGGAUGCAACAUUACACUCUGUGGGAGGCGCAUCGUAAGAUGUUCCUGUACCCUGAGAACUGGCUCGAGCCGUCGCUGCGCGAUGACAAGAGUCAGCUGUUUGAGAAGCUGGAGACGAUUCUCAUGCAAAAGGAUCUGAGCGUCAGCACAUUUGUGAGGGCGGUGCAGGACUACUCAUACGAUCUGAACGGCAUCUCCAGUCUGGACAUUGUCUCGUAUCUUCAUGAACCGCAUCCGGGGGCAGAGGACAUCUUCCAUUUGUUCGGACGCACCCGCGUAGCUCCGCACACUUUUUACUACAGGACUCUAACGAUCUAUCACUCCGACAGUGCUGUGUUCUGGAAGCCGUGGAUCAAGAUGGAGAUCGACAUACCCUCUGUCGAGAAUGAUUGGGACUCAACGCGUCUGCAGGACAGCGGGGCAUAUCUGGUUCCGAUCUUCCAAGAAGGCAGGCUGUACAUAUUCUUCCCUCAGGUCAUCCUCAAGACUGUCAACACAAGCCAGCUGGCCGCUGGGCCUCAGUCACAAACAUGGACACAGAUGGGAGACGCUGGUGUGGCCGUUCAGGAGCCCAAACAGCAGUGGGAGGUCACCAUGGCAUGGAGCGAGCUUGUUAGAGGAACAUGGACCCCGAAGCGAGUCUCACCUGGUAGUCUCUUGGUCGACGCGCCAACAUCGGCGGCGCCGAAGGAUAAGCCUGUGGAACUACCUCCACAAGGUCGCCUGCCAUCUGCUUGGCAAUUUCGCCUGGACCCGAUCUUCGAGACCAAUCGUGUCAGGAUUGCUCUCAGCCAUGCACCCAAAGAGGCACACGCAGGACAGGUGGUUGGCUCCUUUGACUUUUCGACAGAUCAGGUCACCGCUUGCCAAACCACAGACAUCAAAGUCUCAUCCCAUGAAUUCUGCACGCAUUUCGGUAAGGUGACUGGGGACAAGUCCUCCUUGUUUGUACCAGGCGUAGAGGACAAGAAAAACGCGCCGCUCGUCUGGCUUCCUAGCAAGAUCAAGCAGUCCCAGUCAGACAUCAAGUGGACACUGUCCAAGUCUGCCGAACGGGUCACUGGACUGGUCAUGAACGUGAAGCAAGCAGACGGGUCCAGUGUCAGCUACUUCAAUGUGCCAGAGAAAGACCUCUUGUCCACGUCCUGGACGCAGGAAAUGAUUUCCAGCAACAUGGCACUUACUCCCAUGGACCAUCCUUUCUCCCAAAGCCUCAUGCAGGCUGCCGUGAAUCGUGCUGAUCCCCUCAAGAGCAUCUACGAUACCAUGGCAGCCAUUCCAGCCGGGCAGUUAGGUACCAGCUUCGGCUUGGUCGGUGGUGACACCUUCUACCACGAGCUUGCGACCCCGUCUGCACUCUACAACUGGGAGCUUGGCGUCCACGCUGUCAUGCUCGCGACCGAUCGUUUCCUCGCAACGCAGCAAUACGACGAUGCGCUGCAGAUUGCCCGCCUCCUCUUCGAUCCGACUGUUGACACCAAGGUGCAACGAGAUCAGAGCGACCCCAAAACAGGAAAAACGGGCAAUGAUGUGACGAAAUCAGCCUGGCGAUUCCCACCUUUCCAGGACAUCAGUGAGAGGAUUGGCAAGGCCGGCGACACGAGCCCUAAUCUGAAGAAGCUGGCAGAAGAGAUCGAGCUCGCGAUCAAGGAGCGUCGCUCAUUCGGCCAACUCGUUCACGCCGCCGCCCGCGGUCGACCACAGGCGUACAUGAAGUGGAUUGUCAUGAAGUACGCCGAGAUCCUUUUGGCAGCUGGAGAUGACUGCUUCCGACAAGGCACACUGGAGAAACUGCCCCUGGCUAUCCAGCGCUACACCGAGGCCGCGCAUGUCCUCGGUCCUGAGCCGAUCAAGGGCCUCAAGCUGGGACGAAAGGCGCCCAAGUGCUUCGAGGACAUUAUCGACGACGAGGUCCGGAUCAAUCUCUCCUUGCCAUUCUCAGCGCAGCUGAAGAGGAUCAAAGAUUCUGGUAAAGGCUCGGCCACGUCGGCCGAGCUUGAUGCCCGGAAAGAAGCCCUGCGGUCCUUCAUCAUGACCCCCUACUUCUCCGUGCCCUUGAAUCCCAAGUUCAAAAAGUUGCGGAGUCUGGUCCAUGAGCGUCUCUACAACAUCCGCAACUCGCUCGACAUCAACGGAAAUCCUGUCACAUACGCGCUCCGAGAACCACCGAUUGACCCAGCUGCCCUUGUAGCUCUUGGUGCUGGGCUCGGCGGCUCAAUCAGUGAUACGGCUAGUGCCGCCUUGGGCAACCAGAACGGACCACUCCCACGAUACCGUUUCGAGAUGCGAUUGCAAAAAGCCCUUGAGCUCUGCAGCGAGCUGCGCUCCAUGGCAGAACGAAUCAUGACGGCAGUGGAAAAGAAGGAAGCCGACGAGUUCAGCGCCAUGCGUGCACGCAAUGCGUCCGUCAUCCAGUCCCUGAUGCUCGACAUGAAGCGGACAUCAUUGAGCGAAGCGAAGCAAACGAUGGACUCACUGCAGCUCUCAAGAGACUCCCAGGCCGCACAGCUGUCGUUCUACCUCGCUACUAUGGGAGAAACAACAUCGACUGGUCCCAAAGCAUACGAAGAUUGGAUCGACAUUGAGCAGGAUAUUGGCCCCGUUACACAAGACGACCUGCGCAUGUCAGUGUACGAGAAGACCGAAAUGGACCUUUCUGGCGCAGCGGCAGGACUAAACAUUAUCGCUGCGGGUAUAGACCACACCGCCUCCAUGUUCGCAUGGCUGCCCAGCAUCUCUGGCAACGUGGCACCUUUGGGUAUCGGCUGUAGUGUCUCAGCCGGCGGAUCCACCAUCUCUGGCGCGAUCCAAAUUGAUGCCAUGUCCAUGAAGGCAGACGCGAUGAUCGUGAGCGAGGCCAGCAACGAGGCAGCCCGCAAGGGCCGCAUGGUCAAGCAGCUCCAGGAACGACGAUUACAAGCCAACAUCCGCGGCCGCGAGAUUCGGUCCACAGACCAGCAGAUGCUCAUCCAGCGCACACGCAUCGCUGCAGCGGAACAAGACAUAAACACCCAACUCGCUUCGAUGCAAGAUGCCGCGCAGGCCGAAGCAUACUACCGCACAAAAUACACCAGCCAACAACUCUACGCCUGGAUGGAAAAGGAACUCCGCGGUCUCUACUUCCAAGCCUACACUCUCGCCGCCGCAGCGGCCCAACAAGCCGUCGCAGCACUCAGUUUCGAGCAAGGCCGACCCGUUGGAAUGUUGCGGCCAGCUGGAUACUGGAACGCCUCUAGAGACGGCUUACUCGCCGCUGAUAACCUUUACAUGGACCUCAAACGUCUCGAGGCGAUUCAUCUCGAGGGCAGGAGAUCAGACUACGAGGUCACCAAAACCAUCUCGCUGCGCCAGCUCGACCCCCUUGCCCUGCUGCGCUUGCGCAUCACGGGCGUGGCGGAAUUCUCGAUCCCAGAGGUGCAGUACGACAUGGACUUUCCCGGACACUACAUGCGCCGGAUCCGGUCCGUCGCCGUCUCCAUUCCCGCGGUUAUUGGGCCUACUACUGGUUUGAACGCGACGCUUACGCUGACGCAACAUCAGUAUCGCGUCAGCCCUUUGGCGGGUGGAGGAACGGCGAAGGACUACCUUUCCACCACGGCUGAUGCGUUCCGGAGCGAUGCGGUGCCUGUGUCUUCGGUGGCUAUUAGCUCGGGGACUAAUGAUGCUGGUGUCUUUGAGCUUGACUACACUAGUACGGGGAAGUAUAUGCCCUUUGAGGGAGCGGGUGCCAUUUCAUCUUGGAGGCUGAGGCUUCCUAGUCAAAUGCGGAGGUUUGAUUAUGAGUCCAUUAGCGAUGUGUUGUUGCACGUUCAGUACACUUCGCUUGAUGGUGGGGAGUUGUUGAAGUCGGCGGCUGAAAGUGCUGUGAAAUCGAUGAUCGCUGGGGUAGAGAGUGAGGGCCGGACGCGUGGGUUCUUUGCCAUGUUUGAUCUAAGGAAUGACUUUGUGAAUGCUUGGCAUAGCUUUCAGACGGGCAUGCUUGCUUCGAGCAGGGUGGGGGGAAAGGCUAGUGGAACUUUGCAAUUGGAUGGUGGUGGCGGCGGUGUUAAGGGGGGCUUGAAGAGUCGCUUGCCGCACUGGUCGAGGAGUCAGCCUCGGCUUGUGGUCAAAACGGUGAUGCUGGCUUGUAGGAAUGCCAAACUUGUGCGCGGCAUGACUAUACCUGAUGUGGUGGGCGAACAGCCCACUGUCGAUGAGACUCGGAUAGGGACUGGCAGUACUUCUGUCAUGCUGAGGACUUUCGGAGAGCUUUCGGUGGAUAACUUGGACGGCUGGACUCUGAAGGCGAGUGGCGUGCCGCUUGGGGAUAAAGUGGAUCGUUUGGAUAAUAUUUACAUGCUUAUUGAGUAUGUAUUCGGCUGA
Pestalotiopsis fici W106-1 is the source of this 9135-nucleotide messenger RNA. RefSeq lists its product as uncharacterized. Bases 1 to 9135 code for a protein of 3044 amino acids. The transcript is spliced from 2 exons. NCBI's taxonomy places the organism in Eukaryota, Fungi, Ascomycota, Sordariomycetes, Amphisphaeriales, Sporocadaceae. The record is from RefSeq and is a predicted model, not a curated record.